Molecule: messenger RNA, 1176 nt
Organism: Mesorhabditis spiculigera
Lineage: Eukaryota; Metazoa; Nematoda; Chromadorea; Rhabditida; Rhabditidae
Source: the annotation of a GenBank genome assembly
AUGAGACGGCUCCUUCGAGGCUCCAUCAGCCGGGCGUAUCCACGGAAGCGCCUGUUUUACAAGCAAUCUCGGAACCACUAUGGCACCGUUUGUUGCCCGAGUUGCAAAGGCUUUUUCCGGCGCUCCUUCCUGGCAUCCAAGAACCUGGAGUGCUAUCGGGGCAACUGCUGCGUGAUUACGAAAGGCACGCGCAACAAUUGCCGUGCGUGCCGAUACAAGAAAUGUCUGAAUGCUGGCAUGAACCCUAACGCAAAUAUUGUUGCACUGCCGCAAGUGAUCGGCGUCCCUUCUGUUGACCCUCUAUUCAUGAAUGCCGAAGAAGCGAAAAUUCUUGCCAGUUUUUACGUGAAUCUUGAACGCUACUGCGACAACUCGGUUUUUAAUGGGAAUGAGAUUUGUUUGCAAGAAGAAGAAUUUCUCAUCAACCAGAUGUUGGACGCCUCUGUCGAGGACCUGUUGAUGAAACGCCGACCGCAAUGCCCACGAUUUCCCAUAAUCUGGAAACCGCAUCAGAUGGUCAGCGGCAAAACGUUCAAGCGAAUUUACGCAAGGCUCGUGGUCUUUUUCUGCGACUGGGUCAACCAUAUACCUCUCUUCAAGAGUCUCUGCGUUUCCGACAAGGUACAACUGUUCAUCGCGCGACUCACCCAGGUGCUGCUAUUGAACAUGUGCUAUCGUACCUACAAGGAAGGCUGUGGCGGUCUUCUGCUCGGCACUGGCUCCGUAUUCCCAUUUGACAAGGCCCUACGCAGCCAGAUUGAGGAUGAUCAAAUCCGGAACAUGCUAUCUCAGGUUGUGGAUUCCGUAUUUGCUGACGUCAUAUUCCCGAUGAAAGACCUCGAUAUUAAUGAGGACGAAUAUUGUAUGCUCAAGGCGACACUUUUCUUAUUUGAAGGCUUUCCCUUUAAUCAGUUGACCGAUCAUGGGAAAGAAGUGCUGGUGAGGGAGAAGCAGCGACAUAAGGCUGCCCUCGUCGCGCUAAUUCUUCAGAAGAAGGAAGCUAACCCGGCCAUUGAUCACUUGUUUAAGCUAAUCCAGGUCGAGCAUCUCACCACCACAAUUGAGGCCGUCUCCAACUAUAUCGACAAAGAAUUUGGGUUGAUGAACCUGUUUUCUUUAUCGGGGAUGCGCGGCAACCUUGUCCACGAGUGCCAUGUCAUGAAAUAUGCAUUUUGU